AUGAGUGAGAAGAACAAUGAUGGCCCGAAAGGGACACCGGCGAAAACCCCAAAAGAGACUCCAGAACAAUCUUCGGGGAAGGUCUCAAACAAUGCAAAUACUGGCUCAUUUGCCAGUCUACUGUUCUCCAAGGUUGGAGCCACAAAGGAGAAGAAUAAGCAGGUCUUCAUGAUGAGAGUUCCCGAAGCUGUCAUAGAGACACAAGACCUGAAACAUCUAAAAUCUCUGAUGACGAGUCAAAAGGAUGCAAAGGAAUGUGCGUUUCUCCCGUUUUGCAAUCAAGCGGGUGCAGUCGUCGACAAUAGCUGGAAAAUCCAGGAUUAUGUCGAUACUGUGAAGUCCGCCGACAAGGACAAAAAGCCCAAGACCUAUGAGUUUUACCUCUUCGAGAAGACUGUUUUGGAUAGUAAAAUUAUCCCAAAGAUUGAACUAAAACUACCGGAGGAUGUGAAAUAUCUUGAUCCUGCCGUGUUGAAGAAACUCGAAUCAAGUAUCGAUCUAGCAUCCUGGAGAGCAGCGAAAGGCAGCGGCCAAAACAGUGGCCCGGCGCAGCUGAAAGAGAAUGACUGGCAAAUAGUUGCUACAAGUAACUCCUUGUGCUAUGGACUUUCCAUCAUGCGAAUGAUAAAGGGAAGCGGCGAAAAAGCUGAAGGUAUCCCUAUUGGUGUGGCACGAGCACGUCAGCCAGCGUUCCAGAUUAAGGCUCGACAACUUAAGAUUUCAGAUCAGCCCGAGCCAGAGCUUCGAAUCCCAGACUUUAUUGUCGAUGACCAGUCUUACGUUUCAAUUUACGAGACUAGGAGCCAGUUCCAAUCUUCACUCUCUCAGUCAUCUAUUUCAACAUGGGAUAUCCUCCGAUCCGGGGCCAUGAGCUUCCUUGGUAACAGUAUUGGCACAUCAGCAGGGUACGCACAGUCAAAUUCAGAGAGGUCCUACGAAAUCAAAAAGGGCGAUACUGCUCGAAUGAAUAUUUCAUACAAUUUCCCGAGGGCUACUUUGAUACUUGACCAAUACAGCCUCGAACUCACAAAACAAUGUGAAGAUGAUUUGAAGCUAGUGAAAGAUAAGAUUUCAUUGGAGAACUUUUUGGAACUCUACGGUGAAUACUUCAGCAGAGAGGUCCAGGUAGGAGGGCGACUUUUUGCCUCAGAAGACUUUGAGUGGACUGGAGAGGGUAGUGGUUCUGAUGUCAAAAAAUCUAUGAAGAUCCAGGCAGCAUCCUCACUGAAGGGGGAGAUCAAAGGUGUUGGCGUGGAAGGCGGCGUGCAGGGCGGGUAUGGCCAGAGUUCUGGAACCGAACGAAAUGCCACUCAAGGCGCGAUGGAGAAUUCUCUGCAGUGGCAAGCAAAUGGUGGCGACACCCUGCUCUGCAACAACCCUCCCGAAUGGUGCCCAACAGUCGCUCCUCACCACAACUGGAGGAUUAUCAACAGAGCCGGAAACUGCCACUUGUUGGAUUUGAUAGCCAAAUUCCCGAAGCAGGGGAGGAUACAGAAAUUUAUAGAAAAAGAGGAGUACAAAGAAGUGAUUAGAUCGCUGCAGCCGAAGUCAGGCAGGAAAUUUUAUCUCCGGAACGAAGAUGAAUUCCAGUAUCUGACAGCUUAUUCACCAUCAAAAGUCCCGGCUGAGAUCAAGAAGACUAAACCUGCUGGCUCUAGCAGAGCGUAUGGAACAGCUAUGUUCUCACCAACAGCACCCGAGAGUGAAAAUUCUGGGCUGUACUUUGAAUUCGAAACACUUCAAGGCGAGCCAGUACACAAGAUUGAGUACGCCAAGCCAUAUGUUCUCAAAAAUUCUGCAACGGGGCGCUUUGUCAGUUUUGCGAGAGAAAGUGGAGCUUGGCUUGUUGCGAGCAAUAAGCCAACGGAUGAAUUCGUGUUUCUCGAAGGGAGCACGAGCACCGAGGGAGAGGUUAAUCAGCAAGAUCUCGUUUACCUUGGUAUAUCCCCGAUGACUGGCGAAGAACCACGGUUUGUAUCUAAAACAAUCAGCUGGCAUGGCAAUAAUGGCAUUCUCAGAGUCUCUGAAGGAUACAUGGUACGUUCUAUGACCCAACAGAAGGUCAGACAGAACCGGAAAUCGUUUAAACUCCUCUACCAAGAUCGGGAGAAGGCAUAA
Messenger RNA from Penicillium arizonense, 2118 nucleotides. RefSeq lists its product as uncharacterized. Bases 1 to 2118 code for a protein of 705 amino acids. Lineage: Eukaryota; Fungi; Ascomycota; Eurotiomycetes; Eurotiales; Aspergillaceae. The record is from RefSeq and is a predicted model, not a curated record. The transcript is spliced from 14 exons.